This is a messenger RNA of Physeter macrocephalus (sperm whale), 1261 nucleotides long. Its product is annotated as insulin receptor substrate 1-like. Gene Ontology annotation, molecular function: phosphatidylinositol 3-kinase binding; insulin receptor binding. The record is from RefSeq and is a predicted model, not a curated record. Gene Ontology annotation, biological process: insulin receptor signaling pathway. Gene Ontology annotation, cellular component: cytosol; plasma membrane. Lineage: Eukaryota; Metazoa; Chordata; Mammalia; Artiodactyla; Physeteridae.
UGGGUGGGGACUUCGGCGCGAUCCGCGCUGGGAGGGAGGGGAGAGGACAGGAGAGGAGGCGACGGGAGGCGCAGGGGUCAAGCCUCAGAGUCUGUCGGAGCCUCGGGCGUCUCAGGCCACCGGGCAGCCACUGGGGCACACGCUGCGGAACCCCUGCCACAAACUUCAAGUCGGGAGCGGGGGGAGAGACGCUGGGCACCAAGACGGGUGGUCGCCUGUCAGGAUGCCGCCCCCCUCCCCGGGGACCGCUAGAUCUACCCCAACUCUGCCGUCCCAGCCCCUGCUCCGGACACUUCACUGCUUUGGGUCCGCGAUGAAGCCCGGAGGCCCCACGACGACCCCGGAGUUCGAGUCGGCCGACGUGGCCCUGGGUCCGCCGCGGCCCUGGGCCGGCCCGGCUGACGUGCGGCUCUGCGGCCACCUGCGGAAGCAGAAGUCCCAGCGCCGCCGCUUCUUUGUGCUCCGCGCCUACCCGCAGCGCCUCGAGUGUUACGAGAGCGAGAAGAAGUUCCGCGCCGGCCGAGCGCCGCCCAAGUUCAGCGUGAGCCUGGAGGGCGCGUGCACCAUCAGUAAGCGCGUGGACGCGCGUCAGCGACACCUGAUCGUGCUCUACACGCGCGACCGCAGCCUGGGCGUGGCGGCGGCCAGCGAGGCGGAGCAGCAGGCGUGGUACAGCGCCCUGCUCCAGGCGCGCGCCGCCGCCGGUGAGGCCCGAGCCCCGGGUCCCGACUCCCACGAGGACCCCGGGGCCUGGAUCCUCGCUCCGCCGUUUCAGGACGUCUGGCCCGUGACGCUGCGGCCCAAGGGGCUGGGGCGGGCACGAGGCCUGGGCAGCGGCAGCUAUUGCCUGUGCCUGGGUUCCGGGGUACUGAGCCCGCUGCGGAAGCCCGGGGGCAGAAGCUCCGGGGCCUCCCGGCCAUCUCCGCCGCCGGCCCUGCGCUUGUCCCUGCUCAGGGUGCGCCGCUGUGGCCAUGCCGACGCUUCCUUCUUCCUGGAGCUUGGCCGCUCGGCACCCACGGGUCCUGGGGAGCUGUGGCUACAGGCGCCCGACGCCGUCGUGGCCCAAAGCAUUCACGAGACUGUCCUGGCCGCCAUGAAGCGAAUCGGGGACAGUGGUGCCGGUGGCAGGGCUGAGCCACUGCCAAGAAAGCCCCCGACGAGCGCCUCCACACUCUCUGUCCCCCAGUCUUAUGAGACCCCAGCCGAUGCGGCCCAAUCAAGCGGCCUGUACCGUCGGGGGCGCCUGAGGAGCCAGGAGUGA